GGCUGCUCCCUCCCCGUGGGGCGCAGGGAGGCGAGCCCGCCCGCCCGGGAUGCCAUGGCUCCGCCGGGCUCCGCGCUGCCCGCCUGCCUGCUGGGGCUGCUGCUGCUUGUCUGCCGCGGAGAUUUUGGCCGUUCCUCUGAACUGGCGUUCGUUGUGGAGCCUAGUGAUGACAUAGCUGUGCAGGAGCAACCCUUGAUCCUCUACUGCCAGGUGGAGGGCAUCCAGCCCAUCACCAUCACGUGGCGGAAGAAUGGCGUGAUGAUCGUGGACAGUGAGAACGCCUUUAUGUUGGCCAACGGGUCUCUCUACGUCUCCCGCUUCCAGAGGCUGCGGGGAGAUGGCUCCUCAGAUGAAGGCGAGUAUGACUGCAUGGCACAGAACCACUACGGGCUGCUGGUGAGCCGCAAGGCAAAGAUUCAGGCAGCAACAAUGUCUGACUUCCACAUCCACCCUCAGAAUGCAGUGGUGGAGGAAGGUGGUGUUGCAAGAUUCCAGUGCCAGAUCCAUGGCUUGCCUGAGCCAGUCAUCCUAUGGCAUAAGAACAGCAUGCCAGUCAACACAGACAAUGAAAGGUACACGCUGCUCCCCAAGGGGGUUCUCCAGAUAACGGGGCUAAGAGCAGAAGACAGUGGGAUAUUUCACUGCGUUGCCACCAACAUUGCUAACGUGAAGUUCAGCCGGGAGGCCCGGCUCACCGUGUCAGGCUCCCACUCCACCGUGUACAAGGACCCCAUGAUCCUGGUGGGCCCGGAGAACCUGACGCUGACCGUGCACCAGACGGCGGUGCUGGAGUGCAUCGCCACCGGCAACCCCCGGCCCAUCGUCUCCUGGAGCCGCCUGGAUGGGCGCCCGAUUGGCGUGGAGGGGAUCCAGGUGCUGGGCACAGGAAACCUCAUGAUCUCGGACCUCACGGUGCAGCACUCUGGCAUCUACGUGUGCGCCGCCAACAAACCCGGCACGCGCGUGCGCCGCACGGCGCAGGGCAGCCUCGUCGUGCAAGCCCCAGCAGAGUUUGUGCAGCAUCCCCAGUCCAUUUCCAGACCCGUGGGGACUACUGCCAUCUUCACAUGCGUGGCCCAAGGGGAACCCCCUCCCCAGAUCACGUGGCUGAGGAACGGGCAGAUCCUGGAGACGAGCGACCACAUCAAGCUGAAGAACAACAACAGCACUCUCUCCAUCUAUGGGAUCAACCAGGCGGAUGAAGCCAUCUACCAGUGCCUGGCCGAGAACAGCGCGGGCUCCACGCAGGCCAGCGCCCGCCUCACCGUGCUGUGGGCUGAUGGGCUGCCCAGCCCUCCUCAGAGCGUGAGGGCAGAGACUGUCUCUGCAACCACCAUCCAGGUGUCCUGGGAAAAGCCCCUGCAGAACACCAAGGAGAUCAUUGGCUACGUGCUGCACAUCCGGAAAGCUGCAGACCCCGUAGAGAUGGAGUACCAGGAGGCUGUUAGCAAGAGCACCUUCCAGCAGCUAGUGACUGAUCUGGAGCCCUCGACCAGCUACAGCUUUUACAUAAAGGCUUACACCUCGCGGGGUGCCAGCAAAGCCUCAGAAGUGACGGUGGUGAGCACGCUGGGGGAAGUCCCAGCCAUGCCAUCCCUCUUUAUUAAAGUCAUUAACAGCACCACCGUGCAGGCAACGUGGGAGCCCUCCAUCAAACUGGGCCAGCACGAAGGCUUCAAGCUGUAUUACCGCAAAGUCCACCUCUCCCAGUACACAGGUCCAGUGCUCCUGGCCAGCAACAUCACAGCCUACAACAUUACCCACCUGGAUGCAUCGGUGGUGUAUGAAGUCAAGCUCCUCGCCUACAAUCAGCACGGGGACGGAAAUUCCACUGUCCGCUUCGUGUCCCUGAGGGAAACUGUGGAGAGGACAGUGCUGAAUCCUCCCUGUGACUGCAUGAAGGACGAGCAGAACAAUAAAACCUCCACGACCGGCAUCAUCAUUGGGAUCCACAUCGGCGUCACGUGCAUCAUAUUCUGCAUCCUCUUCCUUAUGUUUGGGUACCGAGGAAGGCUGCUGAUGUGCAAAAAUGUGCAGGAGCAGCUGUCAACCCCUCAGAUCCCCCGGAGCCAGCGCACUGCCACGGGCCUUGUCCUGAAUGGGGCCACUCGGAGAGACAGGGAUGACCGGGACUUGAACGGAAAGCAGCUGGACAUGAAUGAGCUGGAGAGGUUAUUCCCAGCAUCCCCACCCCAGGAGCAGCAGGAGAAGGGAAUAACGUCGGCUCACAGCCUGUCAGCCCCCCACGAUGAAACCCAGAUCUCCACACUCCCUCUGGAUGAGUUCAGCAUCAUUGAGGAGCAGCCAGACCCCCUCCCACAAAACCCCCAUGCCAGCAGUCCUGCUGCUCCAGCUCCCAACCACGGCUCUGCCAAUGAAGGAUAAAACUGCCAAGACUCAAAGCCUCUUGUAGGAGUUACCAGAAACCAAACCCACGGCUGGUGAUGUCUUUACGAGUUGUCAAUCUCAGGUCAAUUGAAGAUUUCUAUGGUCUGAUUGUUAUUUUUUUGUUUUGCUUUAUUUUUAUAUAUAUAUAUAAAUAUAUAUAUAUAUAUAUAUGUAUACAGCCUUUUGGAAACUCUGUGAAGUUUAUCUUUCUGACCUCUCUUGAGCCUCUCAAUGUGUUUCUUCCAAUGAUGGCUGUCUGGAGACUGGUCACGAUGGAUUUUUCCCACAGCUGCUAUGUAACAGACUCCUUGGCAGAGUUUGGCAAACUCUCCAGUCUCUGACAGACUGGGGAUACAGUGGAGCCCCCAUCUCUUGGCAUCCCAGACUUUUUCCUGAUCAGCAGCUUUAGGACUACUUUUUGGAUCUAUUUUUUAUUUCCAGAAGACUGGAUUUGGAAAAAUCCUUCUAACUUGACUCCAAAAAUUGAGCCUAGGAAGGCUGUCUCUCCGUGGAUUUGAUGAUUUUGUACACUUUUGCUAUUUCUCAGGAUAAUUUUUUGAUGAUUGACUCUAAAUAAUAUGAAAAAAAAGGAAAAAAAAAAAAAGAGUGUGUGUGUGUCAAAGGAUGCCUGAGGGCUACUGAAAGACUUGGACAGACAACCCGAGUGAACUCAGAACCUACCUCAACCGGAAUGAAUGUCUUCUGGGAAGCAGAAAUACCUUCGUCUUCCUUCGUGUUCAAACAAACAAGUAGCAUAGCACUUGGUCAGUACAAGCAUGGUCCUACCUCAGCAGUCACGCUCUGUACCCGCCACCUUGGUGGCUUCCUUGUUGUCGUUCCCAUGUAAAGCACUUCCAAACCUUUGAAAGCAAUGUUCUACCUCAAGUGUGAGAGAAACUCGUGUGGUGUGUGUGUGUGUGUGUGUGUGUGUGU
Molecule: messenger RNA, 3321 nt
Organism: Melospiza georgiana
Lineage: Eukaryota; Metazoa; Chordata; Aves; Passeriformes; Passerellidae
Gene: IGDCC3
Product: immunoglobulin superfamily DCC subclass member 3
Exons: 14
Coding region: 55-2385 (776 amino acids)
Biological process (GO): axon guidance; cell-cell adhesion
Cellular component (GO): plasma membrane; axon
Molecular function (GO): protein binding
Source: RefSeq, a predicted model, not a curated record